CUCAAAACUACUGGCAUUUAUAAUUGUUUAUAGACAAUAGGACUAUUCUAAUGCAUAUCUAGGGGGAUAUGCUCCUUUCGAUUCCGCGAAGCAUGAGGUCAACAACAAUGUCACGUGCAGAGAGCCUUAUCGUGGUGUUUGUGGUAAUCACUCUAUGCCGGCCAGCAACAACACAGACUUCAUCUUUUGGUAUAGACUCAACAGACGCUAGUCAAAGCUUUGAUGGUACCGAGAUACAGACCUCUGUUCCAGGUACGGAUGCAACAAAACUGUCAUCCGACCCAGAACAAGUUGCAACAAUACAGACAUCAGUCCCCGAACAAGUUGCAACAAUACAGACAUCUGUUCCAGAACAAGUUGCAACAAUACAGACAUCUGUUCCAGAACAAGUUGCAACAAUACAAAUAUCAACUUCUGAUAUUGUUGGAUCAAGACAUACAUCUAUUCCAGAACAAGUUGAAACAGUACAGACCGCUAUUCCAGAACAGGUUGCCACAAUACAAACAUCUGUUCCAGAACAAGUUGCAACAAUACAGACAUCUGUUCCAGAACAAUUUGCAACAAUAAUGACAUCAGUCCAAGAACAAGUUGCAACAGUAAUGACAUCAGUCCCAAAACAAGUUGCAACAGUAAUGACAUCAGUCCCAGAACAAGUUGCAACAAUACAAACAUCUGUUCCAGAACAAGUUGCAACAAUACAAACAUCUGUUCCAGAACAAGUUGCAACAGUAAUGACAUCAGUCCCAGAACAAGUUGCAACAGUAAUGACAUCAGUCCCAGAACAAGUUGCAACAAUACAGACAUCUGUCCCAGAACAAGUAGCAACAAUACAAACAUCUGUUCCAGAACAAGUUGCAACAAUAAUGACAUCAGUCCCAGAACAAGUUGCAACAGUAAUGACAUCUGUUCCAAAACAAGUUGCAACAGUACAAACAUCAGUCCCAGAACAAGUUGCAACAAUACAAACAUCUGUUCCAGAACAAGUUGCAACUGUAAUGACAUCAGUCCCAGAACAAGUUGCAACAAUACAAAUAUCUGUUCCAGAACAAGGUGCAACAUUAAUGACAUCAGUCCCAGAACAAUUUGCAACAAUACAGACAUCUGUCCCAGAACAAGUUGCAACAAUACAAACAUCUGUUCCAGAACAAGUUGCAACAAUACAAACAUCUGUUCUAGAACAAGUUGCAACAGUAAUGACAUCAGUCCCAGAACAAGUUGCAACAAUACAAACAUCAGUCCCAGAACAAGUUGCAACAGUAAUGACAUCAGUCCCAGAACAAGUUGCAACAAUACAGACAUCUGUUCCAGAACAAGUUGCAACAAUACAAACAUCUGUCCCAGAACAAGUUGCAACAGUAAUGACAUCAGUACCAGAACAAAUUGCAACAAUACAAACAUCUGUUCCAGAACAAGUUGCAACAGUAAUGACAUCAGUCCCAGAACAAGUUGCAACAAUACAGACAUCUGUCCCAGAACAAGUAGCAACAAUACAAACAUCUGUUCCAGAACAAGUUGCAACAAUAAUGACAUCAGUCCCAGAACAAGUUGCAACAGUAAUGACAUCUGUUCCAAAACAAGUUGCAACAGUACAAACAUCAGUCCCAGAACAAGUUGCAACAAUACAAACAUCUGUUCCAGAACAAGUUGCAACUGUAAUGACAUCAGUCCCAGAACAAGUUGCAACAAUACAAAUAUCUGUUCCAGAACAAGGUGCAACAUUAAUGACAUCAGUCCCAGAACAAUUUGCAACAAUACAGACAUCUGUCCCAGAACAAGUUGCAACAAUACAAACAUCUGUUCCAGAACAAGUUGCAACAAUACAAACAUCUGUUCUAGAACAAGUUGCAACAGUAAUGACAUCAGUCCCAGAACAAGUUGCAACAAUACAAACAUCAGUCCCAGAACAAGUUGCAACAGUAAUGACAUCAGUCCCAGAACAAGUUGCAACAAUACAGACAUCUGUUCCAGAACAAGUUGCAACAAUACAAACAUCUGUCCCAGAACAAGUUGCAACAGUAAUGACAUCAGUACCAGAACAAAUUGCAACAAUACAAACAUCUGUUCCAGAACAAGUUGCAACAGUAAUGACAUCAGUACCAGAACAAGUUGCAACAGUAAUGACAUCAGUCCCAGAACAAGUUGCAACAAUACAAACAUCUGUCCCAGAACAAGUUGCAACAGUAAUGACAUCAGUCCCAGAACAAGUUGCAACAAUACAGACAUCUGUCCCAGAAAAAGUAGCAACAAUACAAACAUCUGUUCCAGAACAAGUUGCAACAAUAAUGACAUCAGUCCCAGAACAAGUUGCAACAGUAAUGACAUCUGUUCCAAAACAAGUUGCAACAAUACAAACAUCUGUUCCAGAACAAGUUGCAACAGUAAUGACAUCAGUCCCAGAACAAGUUGCAACAGUAAUGACAUCAGUCCCAGAACAAGUUGCAACAGAAAUUACAUCAGUCCCAGAACAAGUUGCAACAGUAAUGACAUCAGUCCCAGAACAAGUUGCAACAAUACAAACAUCUGUCCCAGAACAAGUUGCAACAGUAAUGACAUCAGUCCCAGAACAAGUUGCAACAAUACAAGUAUCUGCUCCAGAACAAGUUGCAACAAAAAUGACAUCAGUCCCAGAACAAGUUGCAACAGUAAUUACUUCAGUCCCAGGUCAAGUUGCAACAAAACAAGUAUCUGCUCCAGAACAAGUUGCAACAAAAAUGACAUCAGUUCCAGAACAAGAUGCAACACUACUGACAUCUGUUUCAGAACAAGUUGCAACAAUGCAAACAUCAACUUCUGAUAUUGUUGGCACAAUACAUACAUCUGUUCCAGAACAAGUUGCAACAAUACAAACAUCUUUUGUAGAACAAAUUGCAACAAUACAAACAUCUAGUUCUGAUGUCGGUGCAACAAUACACACCUCUGUUCCAGAACAAUUUGCAACAAUAUUGACGUCAAUCCCAGAACAUGUUGCAACAUUACAUACAUCUGUUCCAAAUCAAUUUUCAACAAUACAAAGAUCUACUUCUGAUAUUGUUGGCACAAUACAUACAUCUCUUCCAGAACAAGUUGCAACAUCACAUACUAGCUCAUCACAAGAUGUGUCAAAAUUCUCAAGUCUUUCUAUGCAAUCCGCCUUGCUAUCAUCAAAUUAUGAAACUUUUGCCACCUACAUUGAGUUGAGUUAUUCAACUUAUGCCCAAACUUCCACACUAACAGUUCGAUCAACUAGCAUGUUACAUUCGGAAUCGUCUUCAACGUUUAUCAUGACGUCAGCUUCCGGCACGCCUUCCGUGCACUUUUCAACGCAGCCAGCGACACCGGAAGUGAUCACCUCAACUGAGGUUAAAGCCACUAGUACUCUCAUUUUUUCACAAACUUCCUCCAUCUACUCGCAGAACACCUCUGACGUCACCCCAAGUACGACCUCUGACGUCACAACGACUCACCCCACCACACAACCAACAAAGACUACCACUGACUUUCCUUCGUCUGAACAAAGGACAUUUUACCGCUAUGGCCUUGCAUAUGGUGACAGGAAAUUGAACCUCGAGUGGGGGGCACUCAGUGAGGCCAUUUACUUCAGCACAGGUGUUCCGUUUGGUCCAGAUCUCAAGUACUUUGGUCACGUUUCUAUUGACGGAGCCAUCACAUUUGGGGAGCCAUGGAGACUGCCUAACCCUGACCUUGAAUUUGCCUAUUCUCGAGGCCUCUCCAUUCUGUCACCCUUCUGGUCGUACGUAGAUCCGUACAAUGAGAGAACGGAAGUGUUCUACCACCUGUACGAGGCUGUUAGAACAACUGGCACCAACUUCUCCUCACCAUUAUUGAUGGAUGUUCUAGACAGAGCUUCUAGUGAUGUUAGAGAGUUCUACCAUGGAGCAGACACAAGGUACUUCAAUGCCACAACUGUUCUGGUGGUGACGUGGGUGGAUGUCAAGCCUUAUUCCUGGUACUCCUGGUACUGUCUGAACAAGCAGGACCCUAAGAGUCACAAAGUACAGUCCUAUUGCAACUCACAGGCAGAGACCAAUACGUUUCAAAGUGUUUAUGUGACGGAUGGUGAAACUGGAUACGUUAUCACAAUCUAUCAGGCUGGAGGAAUGCGCUGGAAGUUUGAUAAAAACAGACCGGUUGCCGUGGGGUUUGUGACUAAAGAGAAGAAAAAAGAUUACGGUGCGACAAAGUCAAAGUUUUCCACAGCUCUGGGCACUGUGAUUGGCAAUACAGGCCUCGUAGGAACCUUCUUCGACCUGGUGGGUCAAACAGACAACCCAGCACAAAAAUGUUCCAGUUUUUACACCAGGAAUCAGUUCCUGCUGGGUGACUCUCAGUUCAAACAACACAUCAGGCAGCUGUUUGACUGCCCGUGUACAAUGGACAGGCUCGGCAGACAGUGGUGGCGUGUGGACACUAAUCAAACUGACGAUAAGAUUUAUUGUUACGCUAUUUCACCCCUUCACAUGGGUAAACUCUUUCCUGGGAAUUAUUUAAACAAGCUGUGUUGCUAUUUAUUUACUCCCCCACCUGGUAAACAACGACGGAACUGGAACCGGGCGAGACGCCAAGCUCCAUACAUCUCUGGUCAGAUUCUCACACAGAACCCGUUUGAGGGAUGGGGCGAUGUGCGCAAGUAUGUGGAAGAGGAUUUGAACCCUCAGCAGUGGUGUUGUCAGCAGGCCAGCAAGGAUUUCUGUGACCUUUACGGCCAGGUGAGGCCAGAUCUGGGAUGUUCGUCUGAGGCUGAGUACUUAACAGCUACUUUCUGGGGUGACCCCCACAUCACCACGCUGGACAACAAGAAGUACAGUCUGAAUGGAUGGUGUGAGUACACCCUGUUGGAGGUACCUGAAGCUCACCUGACCAUCCAGGUAAGGACUGACAGAGCUCUAAAUAUAAAUGGGACAUUGACCAACGCAACAGUUUUUGUGGCUUUAGCAGCAAGGGAGGGUAACUCUUCCCAGGUUCAAGUUGAGUUGUCUCUUAAUAAAACUUCCAUGGUGAUUCUUGUGGAUAGCAUGGAUAUCACAAAACAGUUUUAUGCCUCAGAAACCUACAAGACCUUCAUAGAAAACAGUUUUACACUGGAGCGAGACCAGAGCCUUGAUGAAACAACUUUAAUUAUUGGAUUUACUUCAGGUGUAAGCUUAAAAGUGUCCAUGGGUGUCAGGUGUCUGGAGUUUUCUGUUGAGGCCAGUAUAAGUCUGAAGGGGAAGUUGCAUGGACUUCUGGGUAAUUAUAAUGGUAAUGUCACAGACGAGUUUACAUUGCCAGAUGGCACAGUGCUGACAGAGGCUGAAACCAACACAGAAAGAAAAAUAUUUGAAAACUUUGGCAAAAAAUGGGAAGUAACUCCAAACAACACCAUCUUCAAAUAUGGCCCUGGUGAAACUGCUGCUAACUAUAGCCAUCCAGAGUUUGUUCCCUUGUUCCGUGAGGACUUUGAUGUGAAAAAACUGAGUGAAGCCGAAGCCUUCUGUGGGGAAGACGAUGCGUGUACAUUUGAUUAUCUGCUGACUGGGGACCCAGUGUUUGCCACCUACUCCAACAGCACAAGUCAAGAAUCAUCGGAAACUGCCCAAGCUCUCAGAAACAAUAACCCAAAUUUAACCAUUGCUGGUGGGCUGAAUGAUAACAACCAAUGGGAAGUGACAGCUGGACGGAACAACUCCAUCAAAGUGACAGCUUUUGAUGCUGAUGGAGACAAUGUCACAUUUUUUGUUCUUGAUGACCCAGUUGGAGUAACAAUUUUAAAUGAUGGAACAAUUGUCUAUGUUCCUGAUGAGAACAACCCUGUGGUAAUUCGGAUACAAGCAAAAGACAGCAAAGAUGGCUACUCUAAUGUGAUCACGGUCAGCACCGCCAUCUGCAGCAACUGUAGCGGACACGGAACUUGUAAGAAAGACUUGGCGGCAGUUAGCAGCCCUCUUUACACUGUCUACACCUGUCAAUGUUUUCCUGCAUUUACAGGGAGCAUCUGUAACCAGACCUACAACGCUUGUCGUGAUGACCCAUGCAUGUUGGGGCAGGAGUGUUUUGACCUGACCCCUGAUGAGCAAGGAUUCAACACCACUGGCUACAGGUGUGGUGCCUGCCCCAGUGGGUAUGAGAUGGUUGGCGGAGUUUGUACAGACAUUAAUGAAUGUGAUGGUGCCAACCUCUGCCAGCAGAACUGUACAAACACAGAGGGCGCCUAUCUUUGUGAAUGUAACCAUGGUUACAUACUUAACAAGGACAAAAAAACAUGUGAUGAUAUCAAUGAAUGUAAUAGGGGCACUAGUCCCUGUGACCAGCUAUGUGAGAACACUGUAGGCUCUUUUUCCUGUGGCUGCUUGUCUGGCUACACUCGUGUAAACAGUACACAGUGUGUACAAGGUUGGAAAAUUGUUGCAUUUUUUAACUUUUGA
Physella acuta is the source of this 6401-nucleotide messenger RNA. Its product is annotated as mucin-2. Lineage: Eukaryota; Metazoa; Mollusca; Gastropoda; Physidae. The record is from RefSeq and is a predicted model, not a curated record. Gene Ontology annotation, molecular function: calcium ion binding. Gene Ontology annotation, biological process: cell-matrix adhesion.